This is a messenger RNA of Closterium sp. NIES-65, 2331 nucleotides long. Lineage: Eukaryota; Viridiplantae; Streptophyta; Zygnematophyceae; Desmidiales; Closteriaceae. The record is from the annotation of a GenBank genome assembly.
AUGUAUGCUGCGAUUGGUAGUGAUGAGGAUGACUGUUACCGGUGUUUCCCGCCCGACCCGGGCAUUGGUACUGCCGCGUCAGGUACUAGUGAGGCUGCUGCUCUAGGUGCCAGUGCGUCUGUGCUCUCAGGUGCUGGUGAGUCUGCCCUCUCAGGUACUGUGUCGGCUUCGGCCUCUCACACCUUCACCCUUGACUCUGGAGCGUCUCGCUCCUUCUUUCGGGACCGCACCACUCUCACGCCGCUUAGUCGGCCGGUUGCGGUGUCCCUGGCUGACCCCUCUGGGGGGCCUGUCCUGUCUCGCUUCUCCACUGUCCUCCCGUGUCCGGCAGCCCCCUCUGGCACCCUGACUGGUCUUUACCUCCCCUCGUUCUCGACGAACUUGGUGAGUGGUGCUGACCUCCAGGAUGCGGGUGUCCACCAGUUCACCCCUGCUCGUCAGCGGGUGACCCACUGCACGGAGGCGGAUACAGGUCGCCACCUGGCUACGUUUACACGUCGGCCAGGGUCGAGCCUGUACACUCUGACCACUGCUUCUCCUCCAGGUGCUGAGUCUGGUAGGGUCACUUCGUCUGGUCAGGUGUUUGCUGCAGCGUCCAGGUCUGGUCCUGAGUCUGCCCCCUGCUCGUGCCGUCGUUUGUCUCACGAGACCCUCCUCUGGCACCACCGCCUUGGCCACCCCUCUCUGCUUCGGCUCAGGGGCAUGGCCUCGCGAGUCCUUGUGUCUGGUCUUCCCCGGUCUCUCCCUCCCCUUCCUCUGGGCCCUGGCCCCACCUGUGUCCCCUGUGUCGAGGGGCGCCAGCGUGCUGCCCCUCACUCCUCCCAGUUUCCUCCGACAGAGGCCCCGUUGCAGACGCUUCACAUGGAUGUGUGGGGCCCAGCCCGCGUCCGUGGACAGGGUCAGGAGCGCUACUUCCUGCUGGUGGUUGACGACUACUCGCGUUACACCACAGUCUUCCCCUUGCGCAGCAAGGGUGAGGUCACUGCGGUGUUGAUCGACUGGAUCCGCGCAGCUCGUCUCCAGCUUCGGAGGAGCUUUGGCUCUGACUUCCCUGUUUUGCGUCUGCACUCGGACAGAGGCGGAGAGUUCUCCUCUGGCCUCCUGAGUGCCUACUGUCGUGCGCGAGGCAUCCGUCAGACCUUCACGCUUCCGGACUCACCGCAGCAGAAUGGGAUUGCUGAGCGCCGCAUUGGCAUGGUCAUGGACGUCGCUCGUACGUCCAUGAUGCAUGCGGCUGCUCCCCAUUUUCUGUGGCCGUUUGCGGUCAGGUACGCUGCGCACCAGAUCAACCUCCACCCCAGGGUCUCUCGACCGGAGACCUCCCCAGCCCUGCUGUGGACGGGGAAGGUUGGCGAUGCGUCGGCGUUCCGGGUCUGGGGAUCUCGGGCGUUUGUUCGCGACCUGUCUGCGGACAAGCUAUCCCCUCGUGCUUCUCCCUGCGUCUUCCUGGGGUUCCCCCCCGACGCCCCUGGGUGGCAGUUUUACCACCCCACCUCUCGACGUGUUCUGUCCUCCCAGGACGUCACGUUCGACGAGUCGGUACCCUACUACCGCCUCUUCCCCUACCGCACUCCGUCCCUCCCCCCACCCCCGCUCUUCUUGGUAGACGCGGUCGAGCCUGUCGAGGUCACUGGUGACUCUGGUGCUGCUGCGGGAGCUGAGCCUGGGGGUGCGGAGUCUGGGGGUGCUGAGCCUGGAGGUGCCGAGUCUGGGGGUGCUGAGCCUGGGGGUGCUGAGCCUGGGGGUGCUGUGCCUGGGGGUGCUGAGUCUGGAGGUGCCGAGUCUGGGGGUGCUGUGCCUGGGGGUGCUGAGCCUGGGGGUGCUGAGCCUGGGGGUGCUGAGCCUGGGGGUGACGUGCCUGGGGGUGCUGUGUCUAGGGGUGCUGAGCCUGGAGGUGCUGUGCCUGGGGGUGCUUCGUCUCGCCGGGAGCCACUCUCCCCACAGGAGCUGCGUGAGUGGUUUGCCGGGCGCUGGAGGCGUGCUGCUGGUGCUGGUGGUUCUUCGGCUGCAGAGGGUCCUGAUGCUGCGCGCCCCGCCGGCGCUCGUACUGUGGGUGCUGGAGCUGCUGAGUCUGAGAGUUCUCCUGGAGCUGGUCCUGCUGAGGGUGUUGGCGCUGAGCCUGCCGUUGGCGGCCCGACUGACAGUGCUCCUGGUGCUGCGGCUGGAGGUUUUGGAGCUUCUGGUGGUGCUGCUGGAGGUGCUACUGGAGUGGGUGCUCCUGCCGGGGCUGCUGGUGCUGUUCCUGCUGUUUCUAGCGUCGCCGCGCGGCCCCGACCGUACUUCCGCUCCUGCAGCAGGUUCUUGGUCUUACACCUCCUCCUCCUCCCUUAG